Molecule: messenger RNA, 1435 nt
Organism: Jatropha curcas
Lineage: Eukaryota; Viridiplantae; Streptophyta; Magnoliopsida; Malpighiales; Euphorbiaceae
Source: RefSeq, a predicted model, not a curated record
CAGUAAAUCACAGUCAUUGUUUAUAUUUUGUAACCGAUCCUCAAAUAAAAUUAACUCUCUAAUUCAAGAACCCAUUUUGACCUUGAGAAUUUCAAUGCUAAAAGCAAUACAGUUUCUGGGUUCAUCAUCAGGGUUCGUGGCUUAUCGAUGGAAUUGGAUACCACAUUCCACUAGCUGUUUUAUCUCUGUCUCCAACCCAUUAUCCUACUCUACCUCUACCAAAGGACCCACAAGAAAGUUGCUAUUAUCCUCUUUUUCGAGUCGCAAAGCUACUUCGUUGAGGCCAAUUCGUGCACAGUCAACUCGGUCCGAAUCAAAGAUGGAUGGCACUUCUUCUUCUUCAGCAACAGUUCACUCAGCUGCAAAUGCUCGGAAGAUCAAUUUUUGUCAGUGGUGUGGUGGUGCAACAAAGCAUGAGAUACCUGAUGGGGAGGAAAAGACAAGAGCUAUUUGCACAAUUUGUGGGAAAAUUGCCUAUCAAAACCCCAAAAUGGUGGUGGGAUGCCUCAUUGAGCAUGAUAACAAGAUUCUACUCUGCAAGCGAAAUAUCCAACCAUCGUAUGGCCUUUGGACCCUUCCUGCUGGUUACUUGGAAAUUGGCGAGUCAGCUGCUGAAGGGGCAAUCAGGGAAACCUGGGAAGAAGCACGUGCAGAAGUAGAAGUUGUGUCACCUUUUGCACAAUUGGACAUCCCUCUUAUUGGCCAAGUAAGAAAGAAAUGCAUCUCACGAGUCGCAUUGACUUCCUUUAAACCUGCUCAAUGGUUUUCUGUGUUUUUUCUCCCUUGUUUGGAACAGACGUACAUAAUUUUCAUUGCGAAGUUGAAGAAGCCCCAUUUUUCACCAGGUCCAGAGUCAUUGGAGUGCAGGCUUUUUUCUCUGGAUGAUAUACCUUUUGAUUCUCUGGCAUUUUCAUCAAUGUUUGUCACCUUAAAUUUGUACAUUGAGGACGUUAAAGGUGGAAGCCUAAAAUUUCAUUAUGGUACCAUUAACAAAAGGCCUGGCACAAGCCCUUCUGACAUCCACGCCUAUACUCUUGAUUAUCAUUUGCAGUCCUGAAAAUGGUGAUUCUUGACCUGUCUUGUGAGAUGAUUAACUGAUUGAAGCCUGAAAUGCUUAUUGAUAGCUGGUUUGAAAUUCUUUUAUUUUUCGUACCAUGGAGAAAGAUUGGGCGGGUAAACCCCAACUGAUAAUUUGGAGGAUACCGAAGGAGUGAACGUAUGAUACUAUGCCACAAUUAUCAGGAAGGCACCUUUUUCCUCCACAGUUGCUGUUUCUUUUGUAAUUGGCCAAUGUCCUAGUUUUGAUGUUACCUAUAUUUUAUUUUGAUUGUUAGCUAUACUCCCUCCAAAAUGUACAGUUUAAUUUUCCGUGCAUUGAAGUCUAAAACUGUGACCAUUGAAAAUCAUUGGAAGAUUCCUGGUUUCAAACUCUCUA